Messenger RNA from Hippoglossus stenolepis (Pacific halibut), 1984 nucleotides. RefSeq names its product PI-PLC X domain-containing protein 1 (gene plcxd1.2). Gene Ontology annotation, biological process: lipid metabolic process. NCBI's taxonomy places the organism in Eukaryota, Metazoa, Chordata, Actinopteri, Pleuronectiformes, Pleuronectidae. The coding region runs from base 376 to 1158 and encodes 260 amino acids. The transcript is spliced from 6 exons. The record is from RefSeq and is a predicted model, not a curated record. Gene Ontology annotation, molecular function: phosphoric diester hydrolase activity.
UCCUGAAUGUCUCCUCCCUCCUCCUCCUGCAGCGUGUGGUCGAUGGUUGAAGGGAAGGACCAGAGAUCACAGGAUGUCUGGUCUCAGCAGGUUUCUUAGAUCCAUCUAACGCAGACCCAGACCUGGUUUUAGUGAGUCUCUGCUGCAGGACUGGGACAGACUGUGGGACAUGGACCUCAGCAGCUGCCAGGACUGGAUGUCAGCUUUACCAGAGCAGCUGUGGGACAUCCCGCUCACAGACCUGGCCAUACCUGGGAGCCACGAUGCCAUGAGUUACUGCCUGGACAUUAACUCCCCCCUGGUCAGGUCUGAGUCGGACUUCUUCAGGGUCCUGGAUGGACUUUUCUACUGCUUAACCAGACCUACCAUUUUCAAAUGGUCGACCACACAGUGCUCAGUGAACUGAGUUACUCUUCUUUUCAGGAUAAAAGCAUCGAGGAGCAGCUUUCGAUGGGGAUUCGUUUCUUUGAUCUCCGCAUUGCACACAAACAAAAUGACUCAUCCAGCGACCUGUAUUUCACUCACGUCAUUUACACUCAUCUAACAGUUUUGGAAACACUGCUGUCUGUUGCCAUUUGGCUGAAGUCUCAUCCUAAAGAGGUUGUUAUCCUCGAUUGCAGCCAUUUUGAGGGAAUGGACGACAGAUGUCAUGAAUUGUUCAUUUUUUCCCUGAAGAGGCUGUUUGGCUCAAAACUCUGUCCCCGGACGGAAUCUGUCCUUACCCUGCGGAGCCUGUGGGCAUCUGGUUACCAGGUCAUCCUGACCUAUGACUCCCAGAGUGCGUUGAGACAUCAGGAGCUCUGGCCUGACAUCCCCUACUACUGGGCCAACCAGCGCACGGCACAAGGACUGAUCAGUUACCUGGACAGGAACAAAGAUAGGGGGCGUCCAGACGGCUUCUUUGUCUCUGGCCUGAACCUGACGGCUGAUAAGGGUUACAUCCUCACACAUCCAAAGGAAUCGCUGCGUGUGCUGACUUUCAGUAACUGGGAGUGUUUGAAGAAAUGGCUGGAGGAGCAGGUCCCUGGCUCGCAGUCCAAGAGCCUGAACAUCAUCGCAGGAGACUUUGUGGGGACACUUCCACUCUGCUCUCUGGUCAUUGCACUCAACCAAAAACUUGUACGGAAGAAUUCUAGUUCGAUAAAGAAAACAAUAUAAGAUGUGAUUUGAUUCCACUACAGCUCACAACCCUAUUUUUCCUUCUCUAUAUCUCUCUCAAUGUAUAUGCACUUUUGUCCACAUUUAGAAUUUGAACUGGAAGGAAUAUAUAUUUUAUGCAGUUUCUGAAUUUCUUCAUUAAUUGAAGGUGUUUUUUAAAAUCCCAACUCAUUCUGUAACGUGCAAUUUAUAUGUAUGUGUUUACAAGAAUGCACAUCAUUCUUUUACAAAAUGUAUUAUUUUCAUUUAUUUUAAUACGCUGUACAAUACAUUCUUUUAAAAAAAAAAGACAUUUGUGGUGUAGUUUCUUUUUGACCCACAUGGAACCGUACUUCUGUCCCGUACUUUGCUAUCUGCCCGUGAACAGUUUCUUGUAGCGUCCGUAAGCUGCGGUGCUGAUGAGAACCUGGACGACAGCCGAGCCGUCGUCCGCGUUCACCUGCACGUCCUGAACGACUGCCUCUUUGUAAAGCCAGCUGUGGAUGAAGAUGCACAUUUACUUACGGAUGAUUUGUUAUUUUAAACAUUAAAAAGUAAGAAAACCAGCUCACACCUUAAUUGAGAAGUGCUGAGGUUGACUUUCAGAUCCAAAAUGUGUUUCCCAGUCGAGUUUACGAUCUCUUCUUCCACUACCUCCUUCAGCUCGUCUAGGCCUCGCCCUUGCAGGGCAGAUAUGGGCAGUGCGUCAGGCUCUGCACACUGAUAGCUAGGAAUGAUAAGAUUAUAAAAGAGAUGAGUUUUUCUUCCUUUUGACAAAUGUAACCCAUCAUAUCACUUACAUCCUUGAUCUUAUUGUGAAAGUCUUCAAAAUAAAUGUUGAAAAACU